Messenger RNA from Sungouiella intermedia, 1242 nucleotides. The record is from the annotation of a GenBank genome assembly. Lineage: Eukaryota; Fungi; Ascomycota; Pichiomycetes; Serinales; Metschnikowiaceae.
AUGUCUGGCAAGCACAUUUUCUAUCCUUCGCCGCGAGUGUCGCAACUAGAUGCGUAUAUACUUGAUGGAGAACUAUUCUCGUUGCUUAAGCAGCAACUAGCGGAUUCUUUCCAACUGCUUUCUGGAAAGUCAUGGUCUUAUGGUCAGCAACCUGAACUCUGGACUCUAGCUCUCAAAUUACUAAUUUUCCGGCUUACUACGUACAAGUCGGGCUCAACAUACGGGUUGAAACUACAGAACUUGAAGCUCUCAAACUCUUCCACCGGAAGAAUCAUUGGACGUGGUACCAAACUCUUCAUCUUGGGAACUAUAUUUGGUGAUUUCUUGUUCAAAAAAUUCCAAUCGUAUCUCUAUUCAAUAGAGGGCCCUGUUGUAUCUGGUGACUCUGUUUAUGAAAAACUUCGAGCUGCCAUUAUGCGCAAUAAGGAUGAGAUUCUCAAGAAGAUUGAUGACUCCGUCAAAAUAUUAGAUCUAUGUAACUUCGUGGCAUUCUUGGUCUAUGGCCGUUAUCCAACUAUUCUUCACCGUAUUUUGGGAGUGUCAUUGACUCCUAUUAUCGCCGAUUUGUUGAAGUUUGAUGCGGAUAAAGUGAAUUUCGAGUUCCAGAAUAGACAGUUGGUGUGGAACGUCAUGACAGAAUUUCUUGUGUUCAUUCUACCUAUGCUCCACCUCCGGAAGGUCAAGAGACUGAUCCUCAGCAUCCUUCCUAACACAAGAAAAGUCGAAUACAGAUCAACGUCCGAGAAGCCUGUCCAGACUAGGUUUACUACUCUCCCUCUCUCCCAAUGUGCAAUUUGUAUCGAAACCAUAGAGAGAAGCGACAUCAAGGCUGCCAGCACACAUGUGACGAAUGCCUUUAUAACCAAUUGUGGACAUAUCUUCUGCUACGUAUGUCUCGCUACAAGGUUUAAUGCCAUUGAGAACGGAAAUGAGGAAGCCGAAGGAUGCCCCAGAUGCAGAUUGAAAUUAGAUCAUUUUCAUCAGUAUGGAUCCCAGGAGGAUGUUGAUACUGAUGCAAUUAUGGUGGCAUAUGAAGACGUUGAAGAAGCAUCGGAUGACGAGGUCAUCGAGAAUACUAAUGGUGCCGAAGACUUGGAGGACAACCAUGAAGAAGACCAUCUAUUGAUCAAUGAGAAGGAAGAUUUUAGUGAAAUGGAAGACUUAGAAGAAGAGGUAGAGGAUUAUGAAGAUGAGGGUGACGAUUACGAAGACGAGGAUUAUGAUGAUAUUGAGGAGUACUAA